Messenger RNA from Entrophospora sp. SA101, 240 nucleotides. The record is from the annotation of a GenBank genome assembly. Lineage: Eukaryota; Fungi; Glomeromycota; Glomeromycetes; Entrophosporales; Entrophosporaceae.
AUGCGUCGAAAUAAAACUUUUAGGACAACUGUUUGGGAUCCAAUUCUCAUUGUUUCUCAGAUUAUUGCGUUACAAACAUUAUAUUAUACUUCGAUUUCUACGAUUGCAUUGUUUACGUUAUUAAUAUCAGGGAAUGAUAUAACGUUAGAUCAUCUAUUUGACUAUAGAGAGUUUAGAACUGAUACAGUACUAGGUUGGACUUUAGGCUUCGCAUGGCUUUCAAAUUCAAUUGUUGGGUAG